CAGGGAAUCUGCAGACAGAAAACAAUAAGGCAGAAUGGUAGGAAAGUAAAUUGCAGAAUAACCAGGAGGUUCGCAACAUCGGGAGGAUUUGUUCCCUUUUUGUUUUCAGUGUUUUACAAAACAAAAAGCAAUGCCUCUGGGGAUUGUAGCUGUCUCCGUCUGUCUACUGCUGUGCGGUGGGGCGCAUGGACAGUGGGAUUGGUGGUACAGCCUAUGGGGAACAGACAAAACCACAGCAGCACCCGACACGACAACUCCGGUAAGCACGCGAUCACCCAGCAGCGACCGGCCACCAGGAACCACAAUGGGACAAGGAAUCCAGUCCACAUCGAGGGUUAGAUCGGCUGGUGUCACCCAAACCCUGGGUCCUCCUCACCAAGAGCACUCUGUUCAAGUGUCCUCAAUGGAAGGGCACACUCCAGUUGGGGAACUGACCAAAUCCAUAAGUGUUGGCUUACUUCAGCAAAGGAAUGUGACAGAGAGAGGAUCCAAUGAUCACAUUGACUUAACAGGCCUGAUUGGAGUCCCUUUGCCACCUUCAGUUGCGUUCAUCACAGGAUAUGAAGGCUUUCCAGCGUACAGUUUUGGGCCAGGUGCAAACAUUGGUCGACUGACGAAGACAAUGAUACCUCAGUCUUUCUAUAGGGACUUUGCAAUCUUGGUGACCAUCAAGCCAGCCAGUGACGAUGGGGGGGCGCUGUUUGCCAUUACAAAUUCCUACCAGAAUAUUAUUUACUUGGGACUGAAACUAUCUGCAGUUUGGAACAACAGCCAACAGAUCGUGCUUUUUUACACAGAAUCGGGUUCUGAAACCUCCUAUGAGGUUGCCUCAUUUGAAGUGCCACCCAUGACAAACAAAUGGACUCGGUUUGCUUUAUCCGUUGAGGAUGAGCUUGUCACUUUGUAUUUGGACUGCGACGAAUAUCAACAGAAUCACUUCACACGGUCACGUGAAGCAUUACAUUUUGAGCCAAGUUCUGGAAUUUUCAUUGGGAACGCUGGAGCUGCAGGGUUGAACAAAUUUAUAGGAUCCAUCCAAGAACUUACAAUUAAAUCAGACCCUCGGGCGAGUGAAGAGCAGUGUUAUGAUGCUGAGUCUGAAGGAUCGUCUGACGAUGUUAGUGGCGAUGGUAGUGGUCAAUAUAUUCCUCAGGAGCAUGGAGGCAUUAAAUCCCAAAUUCAGCACAACACUCCAAGCCCUGUAAUUGGUCAGCAGUUACACAGUGAGCCAGUCAAAGAGCCCCCCACUGAAACAUUGAUCACUGAAGAGAUUGAGAGUUCCUCAGGACAGCGGGAAACUCAGUUCCAGGAUGCGACUACAUCGGGCACUUCUGGAGAGAUGCCACCCUAUGAAGAGAGAGCAGACAUUGGACUAAAUGUAACAACCGGGUCUCCUGCCCUAAGAGGUGCCAAGGAUGGUGAAAACCUGCCAGGACCUAAAGGAGAAAUUGGAUCUGGAAGUGAAGUCCUUUACAGUGAGAAAGGUGCAAAGGGUGAAAAAGGUGAUCCAGGAAGUAAGGGUGAGGAUGGACUGGGAAAAGUUGGACUCAAGGGUGACAAAGGUGAACCUGGAUUAACUGGUCCUCCUGGCAUACCCACAGUGAACCAAGCUGAUCCUGUAGAGCCUGGGCCACCAGGGCCAAGAGGCUCACCAGGACCUCCUGGAAAAGAUGGUCAGCCCGGUGUCUCAGGAAAAGAUGGACUGCCUGGUAAACAGGGAUCUCAAGGAUUUAAAGGAACAAAAGGUGAACAAGGUCCCAAAGGAGGGAAGGGUGACCCAGGGCUUUCCGGUUUACCAGGUCCACCUGGUCCUCCUGGGCCACCUGGCCGAAAACACAGACCUAGUACCCUUGGUACAGAAGGAUCUGGUUUCGAUGAUACUGACGAUGACAUGGAGAUAAUUAGGGGUAUCCCAGGACCUCCCGGACCUCCAGGCCCUCCAGGAUUACCAGGUCUCCCAGCUCAAUCAGAGGUGUUGAAUCCAAGCAUUGUUGGUUCCCCAGGACCACAAGGUCCCCCUGGUCACCCUGGACAAGAUGGUAAAUCGGGUGAGCCGGGUCCAAGGGGACCACCAGGAGUGGAUGGAACAUUUGGUAAACCAGGGACAAAGGGACAAAAGGGUGAUCAAGGACGGAUUGGUUUGCCAGGUCUUCAGGGAGCAAAGGGAGAUCAUGGAUUACCAGGACCUCCGGGACCUCCAGGUCAGCCUGGAAAGCCAGGACCCCAAGGUCCACCUGGUCUUCCAGGUCCUCCUGGACCAACCAGCAAUGGCGGUUACAACUUUGGAUUUGAGGAUAUGGAAAUCUCUGGAGCUUCUGGACUACCCGGAAUACCAGGAAAGCCUGGAUCACCAGGACUGCCAGGGCUCCCAGGUGUAAAGGGCGAACCAGGUCCUUCAGGUGAAAAAGGACCUCCAGGUAUCCAAGGUCAACCUGGACCCAUUGGACAAGCUGGCUUACCCGGACCUAUGGGACCAAAUGGUGAGAAAGGAGAACAAGGAUUUAAGGGUGAACGUGGUGAAGAUGGUGUUGGUAGGCCAGGACCUCCGGGUCCUCCAGGUCCUGUCGUGUUACUACAUGAGUUACUGAUGAACGACACUGAAGGACAUCUCAACUUGAAUGGAAUCCAACUACUUCCUGCACUGCCCGGAUCAGAAGGUAUGCCUGGUCAAGCUGGAUUUCCUGGCCCUAGAGGACCCAAAGGUGACCUUGGAAUGCCUGGUUUUCCAGGAAUAAAGGGUGAAAAAGGUGAGCCUGGAGCUGUUGUUGGUGCAGAUGGAUCUCUGCUGGCUGUAAGAUCAAAAGGUCAAAAGGGUGAACCAGGUCCACUGGGACCUCCUGGACCUCAGGGUCCACUGGGACAUCCAGGACCUAAAGGUGAAUUUGGCCUUCCUGGUAGACAUGGUCGAUCAGGAAUAAAUGGCAGAAAGGGUCAGAAAGGUGAACCUGCAACAACACUUCUGGGUCCUGCUGGAUUACCAGGACUUCCCGGACCUCCCGGACCUCCAGGACCACCUGGUCGAAUCCUCAAUAUAAAAGGGACAGUUUUUCCAGUUCCUCCCAGACCUCACUGCAAAAUGCCUAUAAAUGGUCAGUUGAAUCAGCAAGUGGACUAUAAUUUCCUGGGGCCAAAAGGAGAGAAAGGUUCUUUCGGAUUAUUUGGACCGAUUGGCAGUAAAGGUGAAAAGGGGGAGCAGGGUACCCCAGGAUUGCCAGGUCCUUACUCACCAUACAUCAGCCUUAAAGGUGAGAAAGGAGAUACUGGUAUGACGGGUCAGAAAGGGGAGAAAGGAGAAUCAGGUGGUGGGUUGUACCUGCCACAUUUGCCUGGUCCACCAGGACCCAUUGGACCUCAUGGAAGACCUGGACCAGUGGGUCCUAAGGGUGAAUCUGUCAUAGGACCAAUGGGGCCACCCGGCCUACCUGGGCCCCCAGGAUCUCCAGGUUAUGGGGUUACGGGUCCUCGAGGUCGUCCAGGGCCCCCAGGACCUCCAGGAAUUCCAGGAGUCUUCGGAUCAGCUGUCGCACUGCCUGGACCUCCAGGACCUCCAGGGCCACCAGGACAAGGGGACAGUGGCAGUGUUGUAAAAGUGUUCAACAACAUGGAGCUUAUGCAUAAAUCAACCCGUUCAGUAACUGAAGGCUCCUUAGGCUAUAUUAACAACGGGGGGGACCUUUACAUUCGAGUUCACAAUGGCUGGAGAAAGCUCCAGCUUGGUGAUCUGAUUCCUGCUCCCGCUGAUGAACCAUAUCGCUCAACUAACUCUAUCUCAGCACCAAACUCAUUCUCAGUGAUAAAUGAUCAGAAGCCAGCGUUACACUUGGUGGCUUUAAACAUGCCCCUGUCUGGCAACAUGAGGGGCAUCCGUGGGGCUGAUUUACAAUGCUUCCAACAAGCUCGAGCAAUGGGCUCAGUAGCGACUUACCGAGCUUUCCUAUCUUCUCAACUCCAAGAUUUAUAUACAAUCGUGAGGAAAGCUGACAGAUUUAACAUGCCCAUUGUCAACUUGAAGGGAGAAGUGCUUUUUGAUAGUUGGGAGUCCAUCUUUAAAAAUCAGGCUAAUUUCAACACAGACGUUCCUAUUUAUUCAUUUGAUGGUAGAAACGUCAUGAAAGAUUCUUCCUGGCCGCACAAAAUAAUAUGGCAUGGAUCCACUGAGCGAGGAGGCCGAGUAACAACAAACUACUGUGGGGCAUGGCGUUCAACAGAUAUGACCCUCACUGGCAAGGCAUCACCACUUACAAGAGGCAAACUCCUGGAUCAACACUCGUAUAACUGCGCAAAUAACUUUAUCGUUCUUUGCAUUGAGAACAGUUACUUCCAUGACCACAGAAGGAGAAAAUAACAGCUUAUGACUGCACAUGAAAGGUUUGGAAUUAUAUCGCGUCUACAAUCUCAUCACAAAACCAGUAAAGGGUGGCACACUGUUAGAUUCUAUAAAUAUGUUAAAUUGGGGACCAUGUAAAUAUCGUUUUCUGACGGGAUUGUCAAGUUACAGAAAGUUAGCAGAAAUGGAAGCCAAAGAUGACAUACCUCAAAAAUCUUCAUGGGCUCGUUUUUAGAAAUAAACAAACUGUAUUUGUUCUAAAGAACUUCUCUCAUGCAGUUCCACAAUCAUGCUUGUUGAUAUUUUGGUGCUAGUAACAAAUAAAUUUAAAUGACACUGCUGUUAAGGUAACCUUAUUUAUAAGUGUGAUUGAUUCAACUGUGCAUACUUCAAAUGAAAAAUUAAGUUGGAAUAUGGGUUAAAGUGGGUUAAGCUCCCUUCCACUGCUGAACCCUGCCCACCAGCAGUGUCUGUUAGAUGAUCAGGACUUUUUCACUCAACGAGAAUGCACUGUGAUGACAUUUCACUGGGAAUGCUCAUCUUUGAAUCCAACCUCGGUAAUGAAGGAAAGUUUUUUUAUAAUUUUUCCAAACACUACAAAAGGACAGAAACCUUUCUUUAUGAAAUUUGUCGCCACUCUGUACAAAAAUGCAGUGCGCAAACUUUUUUUUAAAAAUGUAAUGUACAAUGGAAAUCCAUACAUUCUUACGACUAAGCCCUGCAUAAUGGUUUUGUAUUAAAGCAUCUUAAUGUACAUUUAAAAUACUGUUUUUCCUUAACUCAUACCUUUUUAACAUCUUUGUUGAAUGUUUCUGAGAACAGUAUUAUUCAAUAGUAACAACUUUGUAUUUACUGCUCCUACCUGUCAAUACUGAACAGCGCCAGUUUUGCCAAGAUGCGAACAGCCGGGGGCUAGGGGGUGGGGGAGUCUCAGCUACCAGCUGUGGGUAUCAAGUCACCAGCAAGUUUUUCUGCCCUGACUUUCUAGAUACUGAAUAGCUGAUGGGAGGGCUUUCCCACUAGCUCACCAAUCCUUCCAUUUGUUUAAUUCUUUUUGUUAUACAAUGUUAUUCUGCAGUUUAGUAGAUUAAAACAUUCACCCCUAUUUCUAUGAAACAGUGUUGAUAAGGUACAAUUAACAAUUGUAGAUUGCAGAUUCAUAUUUAUAAAGUUCAAACUUUAGAAAUGGCAGCUUUUCAGCAUAAUCACAUCCACUGCAGGUUUAAUCAAUUUACACUCAAGAUUCAGUCCAUUUUACCUUACAGUUAGCCCAUUUACAGUGCAGGCUUUUUCCAUAUAAAGUUCAGAUUUAGUUCAUUUACACUGAAGUACAUUUUCAAGUACAGGAAAAAAUCUUUAAAGUGCACAUGUAGUCAUUUAUCAGUGUACAUUUUGUUCAUAGUACAGGUUUAGUCCAUUUAUAAUGCAGAUGUAGUCCAUUUGCAGUCAAAGUUUAAAUUAGUUUACAAUGCGGAAUUAGUUAAUUUAUACUCUAAAUUUAGUCCAUAUAGACAGCAGAUUCCACUCAAGAAUUCAGCUAUCAGAUCAGUGAAGUUAAUCAACAACUUUUAAUAUAUGAAGCAAAUGUCUAAACCAGAUUGUAUUGAGAUGAAGGAUGUUUCACAUGCUGAAUAAACUUAAUACAUUUUUUUGUA
Hemiscyllium ocellatum (epaulette shark) is the source of this 5982-nucleotide messenger RNA. Its product is annotated as collagen alpha-1(XV) chain-like. The record is from RefSeq and is a predicted model, not a curated record. The transcript is spliced from 42 exons. Gene Ontology annotation, cellular component: basement membrane. Lineage: Eukaryota; Metazoa; Chordata; Chondrichthyes; Orectolobiformes; Hemiscylliidae. The coding region runs from base 131 to 4345 and encodes 1404 amino acids.